ACACCUACUGUAACGCCUCACGGCUACGGUUCAUGCCUCACCCAAGGACGCGCCUAUCCCCCAGUUGUUAUCGGUACAAUAAUUUAUGAAGAUAUCUCAUGUGACGUGAUUGAAAUUUCAAGGUGCAUAUUAUCUUAUUAAGUUAGAGGCGUGUUUUGUGGUGUGGGUGAGGCCGUCUCGCCACGUGUAUCGGUGAGGAUGCAAGAGGAAUGUCUGGACUUCGACGACGUCUUACCUCAUGUUGGAGAGUUCGGCAAGUACCAGUGGCUGCUGUUCCUAGGCCUGGCACCCUUCUGCCUCAACGUGGUGUUCAUCUACUUCGUGCAGUUCUUUAUCACCAUCCCGCCCGAACACUGGUGCGCCGUUCCUCAACUCCAGGAGGCUAACAUAACCCUUGAACUUCGACGACAGCUCAGCAUUCCUGUCACCUUCGACUCCCAGGGCAAGGAGAAGUGGAAUAGCUGUCAGAUGUACGAUGUAGACUACAGUAAACUGCUGCGGGAGGGCGUGACGUCAGCCAACGCCUCCUGGCCAGUGCGGGACUGCCAGACGUGGGAGUACGAUAUGUCUUCCAUAAGAUACUUUCACACUAUUGUCUCGGAGUAUUCGUGGGUGUGUGACCGGGAGUGGUAUGGCACCCUGGCACAGUCUGUGUUCUUCCUGGGUGCCAUAUUUGGUGGUCUUCUUAGUGGCUGGGCGGCUGACAGGUACGGGCGUGUACCGGUGUUGGUGGCGACUAACUUUGUUGGGGCGGCCACCUCCCUGCUGACGGCCCUGUCCACCUCUCUGGGGGACUUCCUUCUCUACAGGUUUCUCGCCGGGUUUGCCUUCGACAAUAUCUUCGUCAUGAUGUACGUCUUAGUGCUGGAGUACGUGGGACCCAGGCGGAGGACCCUGAUAGCCAACAUGUCCAUCGCGUUGUUCUUCACGGCGGGCACGGUGGCGCUGCCCUGGCUGGCGGUAGCGGCGGGGAACUGGCGCCUCUUCACCGCACUCUCCUGCACACCUAUGAUUUUCGGCUGCUUCGCCUUCUGGGUCCUGCCUGAGAGUGCCCGCUGGCUCCUCUCCCAAAGCCGUGUAGAGGAGACGAUAGAGAUCCUUAAGAAGAUCGCCAAGGUGAACGGACGCACCAUCCCUGACCAGGUGCUGCAUGACCUCCAGAAAAGCUCCCAGUUGGAGCUGGAGGAGACUCCCAUGGUGGAGCAGUCUUCUGCCUCACUACUCGACCUCUUCAGAACCCCGAGACUCCGCCGCAUCACUUUCGCUAUCUGUGUGGUCUGGAUGCUGCUGAGCAUGGUGUACGAUGGACACGCUCGUAACGUGUCCAACCUUCAGCUGGACGUGUUCGUAACGUUUACUAUUGCCUCGGCGACGGAGUUGCCAGCGGACAGUUUCCUGGUACUGACGCUGGACAGGUGGGGGCGGCGCUGGCUGGCCUGUGGCACCCUCAUCCUCUCCGGCAUCCUCAGCAUCCUCACCAUUGCUUUCGCAGGUAACGUGGUGGCGGUGGCGGUGCUGGCUAUGCUGGGGCGGCUGCUGGUCAACAUCGCAUAUAACAUUGGGCUGCAGUACGCAGCAGAGUUGUUGCCGACUGUGGUGCGUGCACAGGGAGUCGCCGCCGUCCACAUUACUGGCUACAUUGCUACUAUACUGUCUCCCGUCAUCGUUUAUCUGGGUACGAUCAAUCCCUUGGUCCCGCUGGUGGUGCUGGGGGUGGCGUCAGUGAUCGGAGGGCUGGUGGCGCUGCUGUUGCCAGAGACCCUACACAGGGACCUGCCUCAGACCCUCGCUGACGGUGAAAACUUCGGCAAGGACCAGGCCUUCUUCUACUUCCCCUGCAUCGAAAAGGAUAAAAAAUCCAGCCAGCCGCUGACACUGGGGGAGAUCGGCCAACAGCCGUCCUUCAUCAGGCACCGACCACGGCUGAGGGCGUCCCUCCGUGGGGAGACCUACAGGUCUACCCUCAUCAGGCACCGUAAGGAAGUCCUCUAUAUCCCUAUGGCUGACUGACACCACUACCACCACCACCACCACCAUCACCACCACCACCACCACCACCACCAGGAAGGUCUUCUACGCACCUGUGGUUGACUGCCACCAUUAUCAGGAAGGUCUUAUAUAUGCACACCUGUGGUUGACUGACACCACUGCCACUACCACCAAGAAGGUCUUAUACUCACCUGUGGUUGACACCACUACAACCAUUAUCAGGAAGGUCUUAUACUCACCUGUGGUUGACACCACUACAACCAUUAUCAGGAAGGUCUUAUACUCACCUGUGGUUGACACCACUACAACCAUCAUCAGGAAGGUCUUAUACUCACCUGUGGUUGACACCACUACAACCACCAUCAGGAAGGUCUUAUACUCACCUGUGGUUGACACCACUACAACCAUCAUCAGGAAGGUCUUAUACUCACCUGUGGUUGACUGACACCACCAGCAGACAGCAGGAGGGACAAGAGUGAGGACUUAUCAUGGUCAGAAAGCGUCAGACGUGAGGGCGACUUCAUGACCCUUUCCAACAACAUUUUAUAUUGUCAUUGAACUAGACACUAACUUCAGAAUACUGUACAAAGUUGUCCGAACUCGAAAUAAUUAUUAUAUGAAUUUUGGUAGUAUCACAUUGUGAUUUAGAUAUAUAUAUAAUACUUUAUUAACUCUGUUGGUUCUCCUUUGCUCCUUAAGACAUAUUAAGUACGGUAUUACAAUUGUCGUGAACUUAAGACAUACUGAGUCAUACAAUUGUCGUGAACAUAAGACAUACUGAGUCUUACAACUGUCGUGAACUUGAGACACACUAAGUGUUACAACUGUCGUGAACUUGAGACACACUAAGUGUUACAACUGUCGUGAACUUGAGACACACUAAGUGUUACAACUGUCGUGAACUUGAGACACACUAAGUGUUACAACUGUCGUGAACUUGAGACACACUAAGUGUUACAACUGUCGUGAACUUGAGACACACUAAGUGUUACAACUGUCGUGAACUUGAGACACACUAAGUGUUACAACUGUCGUGAACUUGAGACACACUAAGUGUUACAACUGUCGUGAACUUGAGACACAACAAGUGUUACAACUGUCGUGAACUUGAGACACACUAAGUGUUACAACUGUCGUGAACUUGAGACACACUAAGUGUUACAACUGUCGUGAACUUGAGACACACUAAGUGUUACAACUGUCGUGAACUUGAGACACACUAAGUGUUACAACUGUUGUGAACUUGAGACACACUAAGUGUUACAACUGUCGUGAACUUGAGACACACUAAGUGUUACAACUGUCGUGAACUUGAGGCACACUAAGUGUUACAACUGUCGUGAACUUGAGACACACUAAGUGUUACAACUGUUGUGAACUUGAGACACACUAAGUGUUACAACUGUCGUGAACUUGAGACACACUAAGUGUUACAACUGUUGUGAACUUAAGACACACUUAGUGUUGUAAUACAGUGCAGUAUAGCCGCCCACGAAGUUUGGUUGAAACUGCCCUAACCUUAGGUGGUCAACUAAGUACAAUAUUUACUGGGGAAUAGUGAUAACUUUCGCUUAUGAAACUUUAUUAAGAUCAAUAAAUAAUAAUAAAGUCUCAUAGAGUAGAGUCAGAUUUUCCAGUGAGCUGUGAUCUUGAUCUUUGUCUGGUGGUGACCGGAGAACAAAAGUGCCUAGUCUAGGACAAGGCGGACGGCCGCCUGUGAAAUUUUCGUUAAGAUGGGUGGAAAUGUGGUCGCUCGAUUGGGAAUAAAACACAGACACGCUAGAAAAUGUACUUCCAAAUCCUUGGUUUCAUAAUAAACGCAGAGAACCAACAAAUUCUAAACACUGUA
Messenger RNA from Homarus americanus (American lobster), 3838 nucleotides. Its product is annotated as organic cation transporter protein-like. The record is from RefSeq and is a predicted model, not a curated record. Gene Ontology annotation, biological process: transmembrane transport. The transcript is spliced from 11 exons. Gene Ontology annotation, cellular component: membrane. NCBI's taxonomy places the organism in Eukaryota, Metazoa, Arthropoda, Malacostraca, Decapoda, Nephropidae. Gene Ontology annotation, molecular function: transmembrane transporter activity. The coding region runs from base 199 to 2010 and encodes 603 amino acids.